Messenger RNA from Chanos chanos (milkfish), 912 nucleotides. It is a transcript of the gene slc25a15b, whose product is annotated as solute carrier family 25 member 15b. Gene Ontology annotation, cellular component: mitochondrion. The record is from RefSeq and is a predicted model, not a curated record. Gene Ontology annotation, molecular function: L-ornithine transmembrane transporter activity. Gene Ontology annotation, biological process: mitochondrial L-ornithine transmembrane transport. The transcript has 6 exons. The coding region runs from base 1 to 912 and encodes 303 amino acids. NCBI's taxonomy places the organism in Eukaryota, Metazoa, Chordata, Actinopteri, Gonorynchiformes, Chanidae.
AUGAUGAGUCCUCACCCAGCGGUCCAGGCCGUGAUUGACUUAUCCGCCGGUGCCAUAGGUGGUGCUGCGUGUGUGUUUAGUGGACAGCCUUUGGACACAGCCAAGGUGAAGAUGCAGACGUUUCCGUCUCUGUACCGUGGCUUUGUUGACUGUUUCGUGUCGACAUAUCGGCAGGUGGGUCUGAGAGGGCUGUACCAGGGCACCACGCCCGCGCUCAUGGCCAAUAUUGCCGAAAACUCCGUCCUCUUUAUGAGCUACGGAUUCUGCCAGGAGACCGUCCGCGUCCUGGCUGGACUUCAGAGCGGGGCUCCCCUCAGUGAUAUGCAGAAGGCAUGCGCUGGUUCGGUGGCGUCUGUAUUCUCCUCUCUGGUGCUCUGUCCCACUGAGUUGGUUAAGUGUCGUCUGCAGGCCAUGCAUGAGAUGGCAGCCUCAGGCAAGAUCGCCAGCAGCCAAAAGACUGUGUGGUCAGUGGUGAAGACAGUUAUGCAUAAGGAGGGGCCAGCUGGGUUCUUUCAGGGUCUGACCACUACAAUCGCCCGCGAGGUUCCAGGCUAUUUCUGUUUCUUUGGGGCCUAUGAAUUCUGUCGCUCCCUGUUCGCUCAACACAUGCACUGCAGCAAGGAUGACAUAGGUGUAGUCCCCAUCGUGUUGAGUGGUGGUGUUGGGGGCGCGUGUCUGUGGUUGAUGGUGUAUCCAAUGGACUGUGUGAAAUCCAGAAUCCAGGUGAUGUCCAUGACUGGAAGACAGGCCGGAUUCUUCAAAACACUACUGACAAUCUCAAGAACAGAGGGUGUCCGCGCCCUGUACUCUGGUCUGACUCCCACCAUGAUCCGGACAUUCCCAGCCAACGGAGCUCUCUUCCUGGGAUACGAGGCCAGCCGCAAGAUAAUGAUGGAGCAGUUUGACAGCUGA